Messenger RNA from Amphimedon queenslandica, 1881 nucleotides. Its product is annotated as tigger transposable element-derived protein 2-like. Gene Ontology annotation, molecular function: DNA binding. Gene Ontology annotation, cellular component: nucleus. The coding region runs from base 499 to 1881 and encodes 460 amino acids. NCBI's taxonomy places the organism in Eukaryota, Metazoa, Porifera, Demospongiae, Haplosclerida, Niphatidae. The record is from RefSeq and is a predicted model, not a curated record. The transcript is spliced from 3 exons.
ACUAGAGUAAUUAAUCAAUUAUCGGACUAAUCAAACUUCGGACAGUUAUAUUUUGAAAACUAAACAUGAUUUUCCAGUAAUUUUUGCACUAGAUAUAGAUCAUCACAAUAUCUGUUUGCAUGGUAAAAAUCAAAGCAUUACCUUCUUUCUUUGUAAAGAUAUAAUUUGCUAAACACACUUAGUAGAUUCACACAAUAAUCGGCCGUGUUAACUCCAUUUUCGUCACUUAGCCACAACGAAGCAAGCUUUGUUCGAAGAAUAGUUUUGUACCACCAGAACUUUAGUACUGACUGUCUUCUUCAAAUACCACUGUAAACAUCUUGGUCAUCUUUGCUUACUGUUCAGGUAUUAUACCUUUUUAGUUAAUUAUCAUUAUCGGUCACACCCAUCUUCAUUAAUUGCUGCAACAAAGCACGAGGCUCCUUGUUUAUAUUUUUGUUUGGACUCAUUGAAUCUCUCAGCUGCCUUUUCCUAUCAUAAAUACUACCUCUAUUGAAUAUGGCGACACGCCCAUGUACAUACUCUACAUGGCCUGAAAUAAGCAUGACGAAUGCUAUCAAAGCAGUUGAAGAAGAGGGGUUGACAGUUAGACUUGCAGCGGAGCUAUAUGGCAUUCCCAAAUCAACACUUUAUGACAGGAUCAGGGGAAAUGUUCAACAUGGAACUAAACCUGGCCCAGUGCCGUAUCUUACAAAAGAAGAAGAGGUUAUUUUGGCUAAGUUUUUAAUCAAAUGUUCUCAGAUUGGAUUUCCCCGCACAGUUUCAGAAGUUCUUGCACUAGUAAGACAAACAAUUCAGUCAAAGGGUUUAAGUGACGUCUCAAUUUCUUAUGGAUGGUGGCAGAAAUUUUGUAGCAGGCACAGUGAAUUAUCACUUCGUACUGCUGUGCCUUUAAGUCUUUCGAGAGCCAUGGCCACUGAUAAUAGUGUCAUACAAAAGUAUUUUGAUAUACUUGAAGACACACUUAAAGAAAAUUCUCUAUUCAACAAUCCAACUCGCAUAUUCAACUGUGAUGAAACAGGACUCCCAUUGAAUCCUAAAUCUUUGAAAGUUGUGAGUGGUCGUGGAGCUAAGAAUGUCAGUCAAAUCACUGGAGAAGGGAAGUCUCAAAUCACAGUUCUGGCAUGCACUUGUGCAGCUGGAGUACCGUUGCCUCCAUUUGUAAUAUUUGAUCGUAAGACCUUUAAUGAUCAGCUAAUGGUAGGAGAAAUACCAGGUACACUUUACGGCUCAUCUCCAAAUGGAUGGAUCAGUAGAGAGCUGUUUUUGUACUGGUUUCGUAAGCUGUUUUUAACAAGUGUUCCUAGGGUACGUCCUCUCCUUCUCCUGAUGGAUGGUCAUUCUACUCAUUAUGGUCCUGACCUUAUCAAGAUAGCAGCUGAAGAGCAAAUUUUAAUAUUUGUAUUGCCACCCAAUACCACUCAUUUAACACAGCCACUUGACAAAGGGUGUUUUGGGCCAUUAAAAACUGCUUGGAAGGCUGUGUGUCAUGAGUUCUGCACUAAAAACCCUGGUCGUGUGGUAACCAGAUACGAUUUCUCUGUAUUAUUUGCUGAUGCAUGGAGAAGGUCAAUGACACAGAGAAACAUUGCAAGUGGCUUUGAAGUAACCGGCAUAUGUCCUUUCAACAGAAAUGCUAUUAAAACUGGCAAUGACAAGCAAGAAACCAUCAGCCGUUCACUGUUAGACCAGACUGGUCUAGCAUACAUACCGCUCUAUAGUCCAGACAUAAAGAGAACGAGGGAUCAUGAUUCUUCAUUCAAUUCUAGUCUCUUGGAGAGAUCACUUUCAGAGAAUGAUUUAUCGCAAGCUGUCACUCCAAUGCGAAGAGUAAUGCCUAUAGAGUCUUUUCUGAAAACUCAUAGUCAUCCCAAGUAUUGA